AUGGCACCAUGCCGUGCGCCCUUCAUCCCACGUCUCCUCUUUCCCUUCCCUCGUACCAUCCCGUCCUGGUACGCGGGGCACAUGUAUCGCGCCAUGCGUUCGCUGCCCGCGCUGCUGGCGCGCCAGCCGCCGCCGCUCGUCGUCGAGGUGCGCGAUGCGCGCCUGCCGCUCAGCAGCAUCAACCCGGCGUUUGAGAUGCUGCUGCGCCAGCGGGCGCGCGCCGAGGGCGACGAGGAGUGGCGCCAUCGGCGCCUGGUCGUGUAUGCCAAGCGCGACCUCGUCGAUGCGGCCAUCUGCGAGCCUCUGCGCGAGGCAUUCCGCAAGUACGGCGACGGGCAAGAGGUGCUCUUCGUCGACACGCGCCGCGACUCGGACGUGCGCAAGAUCAUGCAGUGGGUGCAUGCGCGCGCCGCCGCGCUCAGCACGUCCGACGAGCUGCCGGCCUCGCCGCGCUCCCUGCCGCGCUCGGCGCGUGCACAGAACCUGACGGGCGCGUUCAAGCACACGCCCACGCCCGAGGUGGGCGCGCGACUCGUCAUCGUGGGCAGCCCAAACGUGGGCAAGAGCAGCCUGCUGAAUGCGCUGCGACGCGUGGGCACGGGCAAGGGCAAGGCGGCCUCGACGGCGCCCGAGCCGGGCCACACGCGCAAGCUGACGGGCACGGUGCGCAUCACCAAGGCCGGCCAGGCCUCCGUUCGUGCCGCAUCCGCAGCAGCGCGUGAAGCCGAUGGCGCAGAGGAGGCGUCUGGCUCUGACGACGCCUCGGCUGCGCUCUUCGAGCUUGGCGUCGACGAGGCGCCCGCGCCGGGAGCGAAGAGUCAGACGCCGGUGUACGUGUACGACACGCCGGGCAUCAUGGUGCCGUACCUGGGGCGCGGCGCGUCGGGCGCGGAAAAGGGCAUCAAGCUCGCCGUGGCGGCGGGCAUGAAGAGCAGUCUCUUCGACGUGCAGGUGCUUGUCGACUACUUGCUGUUCCGCCUGAAUCUGCGGCAUGGCUGGGACGAACAUCAGUGGCGGCGCAACGGGGGAACGGGAGACGCGCCCCAGCCGCGCUACGUCACGCACCUGCCCAUGCCCAAGCAGCAAGCCGCCUCUUCGCAGCCGACAAAUGCCAUCGCCACGCUGCUCUCACUCGUCGCCGAGCGUGCCCCGGGAACACUGGGGCGCGGCGGCGAGCGCGACCUCGACGGCGCCGCUGCAUUCGUGCUGCAGCGCUGGCGCGAGGGCAAGCUGGGCGCAGGCUACGGAGAGCUGGACCUGGGCCUGUAUGAGCUGCCUGCCGAAGUUCCGCAGGGCGACACGAUGCUGAUGGAGGGCGAGGAGGGCGCAGAGGAACAAGUCGAGGAUCCGGAGACGAGGAGAGAGAGGCUGAUGGAGGAGCUCAAGCAGCGCGCGGACCCGGCGCUGCGCAUCGACGCCCUGGUGAGACGCCACUUUCAGGAACUGGCACGCGCCGAGCGCGCCGGCGUGGGCACUUCGCUCGGCCCGGCCCGCGGCGCAGGGCGUGACUCGCGGCGAGCCGAACGCGCCAGCGACACGCCCGACGACGCUUCGCUCGACGACGCCGCGAGCGCCGGCGCAGAGGCGCUGAUGAGUCGGCAUCAGAGCAAGAAGCGCGACAAGGCGCAGCUGCUCAAGCGCAAGAACGAGAAGCUGGCCGCCAAGGGCAUCGGCGCUCGUCCGCCACGCGGCAGCGCCCCAGGCGCUCGUCUCGCCGCACCGCGCUCUGCGGGCGCGGCCGCCGGCGCUGGCGUCGAGAAGAAGGGGCCCGUGAAGAUCCCCGGCCGCCUGCGCGCGGCGGCGGCGCAUGGUGCGCGCCGCCCGCUGAGCGCGCUGCUCAAGAGCAAGAAGAUGGGCAUGGCGCGCAGCGGCCCGCCGAGCGCGCGAAGCGGCGCGCCCGCUGGCGCGGGCAAGCCGAAACGCACGGGCGGCAAGCCGGCCAGGAGGCGCUGAUCGACGUAGAAGCCCGCCUCUGCCCCUCUUGCUUCGCCUUCCGUCCCCCCCCCCCCGCCGUA
Molecule: messenger RNA, 2015 nt
Organism: Tilletiopsis washingtonensis
Lineage: Eukaryota; Fungi; Basidiomycota; Exobasidiomycetes; Entylomatales
Exons: 4
Coding region: 1-1953 (650 amino acids)
Cellular component (GO): mitochondrion
Molecular function (GO): GTPase activity; GTP binding
Source: RefSeq, a predicted model, not a curated record